Molecule: messenger RNA, 506 nt
Organism: Penaeus indicus
Lineage: Eukaryota; Metazoa; Arthropoda; Malacostraca; Decapoda; Penaeidae
Product: sodium-coupled monocarboxylate transporter 1-like
Exons: 4
Coding region: 30-506 (158 amino acids)
Biological process (GO): transmembrane transport; sodium ion transport
Cellular component (GO): membrane
Molecular function (GO): symporter activity
Source: RefSeq, a predicted model, not a curated record
UCUACACAGACGUUCUCCAGACGACAAUCAUGUUCGUGGGCGUGCUGUCGGUGGUGGUGCAGGUGUGCAUUGAGUUGGGCGGCGUCGGGGAGGUGUGGCAGAGGGCAGGCCAGGGAGGACGCCUUGAGUUUUUCAACUUCGACCCGAGUCCCUUAGUGCGCCACACGUUCUGGUCGGUGCAGGUCCUGGGCGCCUACUUCUUCGUCAGCACCAUCGGGAUCUCGCAGCCGCAGUACCAGAGGCUCGUCUCCGUCAGGAACUUGAAGAUUUCACAGAGCGUGUGUUUCACUUUCAUGCUGUGCCUCGCUGUGCUCUGGUCUCUCUUCUACUUCUCCGGCCUCGUCGCCUACGCCGCCUACGAGGACUGCGACCCCCUCGGCAACGGCCAGAUCGAGAAGUCGGACCAGAUCCUCGCGUUUCUCGUGGCCGACAAACUUCGUCACGUCCCGGGCAUGGCGGGCGUGUUCGUGGCGGCGGUGGCCGGCGCCGUGCUCAGUAAUACCUAA